Molecule: messenger RNA, 1076 nt
Organism: Drosophila eugracilis
Lineage: Eukaryota; Metazoa; Arthropoda; Insecta; Diptera; Drosophilidae
Product: proline-rich receptor-like protein kinase PERK2
Cellular component (GO): extracellular region
Molecular function (GO): chitin binding
Source: RefSeq, a predicted model, not a curated record
AGAUCGGAGAGGAAACCACAUUCGUUAUCCGGCAGAGAAGUUGAAACUGCAGUAGCAGAAGCAUUACCGAACGCAACAUGAGAGUUUACCACUUGCUGCUGAUUGGAUUUGGCCUGGCGGCUAUUGCCGGCGGUCGAGAGGCUUUGGCCCAUCGACCUAGGGUAGAAACUCCACCCUGUACUCCACCUCCUCCACCAUGUACCACUACCACUUGUCGACCACCUCCUCCUCCACCAUGUACCACUACCACUUGUCGACCACCUCCUCCUCCACCAUGUACCACUACCACUUGCCGACCACCUCCUCCUCCACCAUGUACCACUACCACUUGCCGACCACCUCCUCCACCGCCAUGCACCAGGACACCGCCACCACGUCCUUGCACCAGAACCCCACCACCACCACCGCCAUGCACCAGAACCCCACCACCACCACCGCCAUGCACAAGGACACCACCACCACGCCCCUGCACCAGGACACCACCUCCCCCACCACCAUGCACCAGGACGCCACCACCUCCUCCCUGCACCAGGACACCACCACCACCACCCUGCACCAAGAAGCCACCACCAUGCACCACCACCACUUCCUGUACCACAACCACUUGCCCGCCAAAGAACGAUGAAGAAAUUAGCGGAGGUGGAUCCGGAAGUGGAUCCAGCAAUGGCACCCUAAUAGAGCCUAUUGCCCAAGUGCUGAUCUCUCGCCACGAUUGCCGUGGUCAGGAAGACGGAACCUUCUUGGCCGAUGUCCGUCACUGUCGCCGCUACUACGUGUGCAAUAGGCAGAGGUCCAGGCGCUCGACUUGCCCCAGUGGCUAUUGGUUCGAUCGCCAGCUGAAGGCCUGCCGCCUGGCCAGCCUCGUCACCAACUGUGACGCCAAGCGCAACUAAAUGUUGCGUCAUGCCAGUGUGGCCAUGCCACAUGCCACAAAAGCAAAACCUAAUUGGUACUAUAGAAUGAUUAUUUUUUUUUUUUUGAUGUCACUUUUUCAAAGAAUAUAUAGAGAAGCAAGUGUGAAUUAAUCGUUAACUAUUCCAAAGUAAUAAAGAAAUAUUUCACUGAUUAUACAAGAA